ACUCACCGAACCGCCAGACGAUUUCCCCCACGGAUCUAGACUUUAGAUAGCUACAGUGGCUUUUCAUCUAACCUUCUCCUAAGACUUCCGCCGCCCUGAAACAGAAGCUCAGCCCAGAUCCAGCCUUAAAUACUGCCCAUACGGCCUAAGAAGAAGAAGCAAUAGGUACUCUCGGGACUAGCCCGAAUGGAGGACCACAACCACUUACCGGAGCAUCUAGACGAUCCACCACCGCGGAGGAACGAUCGAGAAGCCGCCGGACCCGAAGGAGAGAACAAUGCCGCCGGGCAGAAUGAAGAGCACAUUGCCGUUCAUGAUGGUGCUCAUGAGCUGGAUUACCUUGAUCCGCUUAUUGGUGAUUUUGACGCCCCUCACUUACACUUUCAAUCUCGGUCCGCCAUUAACCCGACCAGACCGCAGCACGAAUCUUUCAAGAUUAGCCCUCAACUAAUCAACUUGGUGAAAGAAAACCAAUUCCAUGGUUUUGCUACAGAGAUACCAAUCGCCCAUAUUGAUCUUUUCGAAGAGAUAUGUGAUACCACCAGUUCGGAUGAGGAGGCUAACAACUACCGGAAGUAUACCGCAAGUACUGGAGACUUUGCGACGAAGACGGUGGAAGAAGCCCGAUCUUUGAUUAGCAACCUGGCCGUGAGUGAUAACAACAACCUUCUCGACCCCUCCUUGACCAUGGAUAAAGAAGCAAUCCAUCUUUCAAGAUUCGAUGAGCUCAUGGAGAUGAUGAACACCGCGGUGAAGUGUUUACAAGAAGUUACUAGUUCUUCCUCGGAAGAAGAUGACGAUUUCUAUGGUCGAGAGGAGGAUGUGAAUUACAUGGGAGCCAGGAGAGGUUACCAAGGGAGAGUGUUCAACCAAAGUUUCCGAAACCGAGGGAGAAACACUAACCAGAAGAGUGUGAAUAAUAAGAUCCAUGAGAUGUACGAGGAGAUCAACAACAAAGUGGUGACUCUUUCGGACAAAGUCGAAGGAAUCUACAAACAAAACACGGAGACCGCUUUCAUUGUGGUAACGUUUACGGAGCCUUUCAUGAGGAAGUACAAGCAGCCUCUCUAUGCCCACUUGAACGCCAUAACACUAAGGAGUGGCCUUGCCUACAAGGAGCCCAUAGACCCGAGGUACCAAGAAGAGGAGCAGCCGCUACCUCACCCUAGACCGGGUAGGAGACCCGUGACUGGUGAGGAGCAACCAGAGCCAGCCUUAUCCACCAGACCGGUCACAAGCCCCGUCACCGAUGGAAGAGAAGCCGCGAAGAUGCCAUCCAGACCGGUCACACAGCCCGUUACCGGAGGAGACCCUUCUGACCAUACCGGUCACUCCACUGCCGCCGGAGGAGAUGUAGCCGAAGAGCCGCUGAAUCGUGAGGGAGUUAUACCUACUCCUCCCUUACGACCUGAACGUGUCUAUCAACCUAAGGUGCCUUACCCUAAUGCCUCGAAGACUUCAAAGAAGGAAAGAGAACGAGCUAAGCUAAAAGAGCUAAUCGGGCAAUUAACGGUAAGACUACCUUUUGUUGAAGCUUGUGCCAUGAUUCCUACUCUCAGGAAGUACAUGAAGAGUAUAUUGACCAACAACAUCAGCCUUGAAGACGGAGUAAUGAUGAUUACUCAAGAUUGUAGUGCCAUACUACAAAACCGGAGUCCACAGAAAAGAGUGGAGGAAGCCACAAACGAGCUAUGUGAAGAAAUCAUCCUCGACGAUCCUUUGGAGAUGGCUUUGACCGAAGCUAAGGACGAUUAUGUUUUUCUCAUGGAGUCCGUGGAAAACUCGGCAGAGAUCCUUGAUUCAGCCGAAUGUUACACGAGACUUGUAGCAUAUCUCGAUCUAGACGAGGAGAGCAGCCAACCCGCGCCUCCUAAGGACACGCCGUCCGAUGUAGCUAAUCGUUGGAGUGAGCUAAGAGCCCCGAAAGUGGAGCUCAAGCAACUCCCUAUUGGGCUAAGGGACCGGAAAGGAGCUGACAAUGGAGUUGCCGACCACCUUUCCCGUAUGAGAAUCGACGAGCCGAUACCUCUAGACGAUAGCCUACCCGAAGAGAACGUGUAUGUGAUCGAUACCGUUCCUAUCGGAGGAGUUCCAGCCCCGCCUCAACAGCGUGUAGCACGAUUCAAGAGCUACGAUACCCCUUGGUUCCGGUAUUACGCAAACUACCUUGCUGCAGAUGUGCGACUUAAGCCCUACUUUCCUCAGAUCGGUAAAGAUGCCGUCCCAACCGUCCCAACAAACGUCCCGUACCGCAGCUGCCCAGCGGUCAAUCAACAACCCCUCCCGAACACGAUCCGCAAUCGUACCGAUGGCGAUUUGCAUCAACUCACCCUGCGACCCGCGUCUAAACCGCGACCCGCAACACAUAUUUCUUUCCGGCUAGUCAUUAGAACUGUGACUGGUGCCCUGAUGGAAAAGAAAUUGGCCUCACGGCCUACCCAAGGGAAAGACGCGAGGGCUAUUGGUUUUGAGCAUCUGCGCCGCAUUGAGUUUCUAGAGCAUGGCAUGGUUGGUGAGUUCUAUCACUACAGGUUCGAGCAUCCAUUGAGCAAAACCGCCAACAUUCUUCUUCCUUGCCCUGAAGCUACGAGUAUACUCGCGGGAGAAAACAUCGACUUCGAGCCUGCGUUCGAAGAUCUUUAUAUCGAGUUCACUCAACCGAUGGAAGAAGAUGCUCCUGCACCUGAUCCUGCAGAAGAUGAGAUUGAUGACAUGGAUGUGGACAGGGAUGAGGAGUAUGAUACGAGCAUGUAUCACUUUGGUGAGCAUGUGCCGCCAUCUAGAGAGAGCAAGAGCCUGAGUGAAGCUCACAGACACAACAGCCAGUUGCAGAAGUGGUGCAAGAAAUAGGAUAAGAAACAGGAGCCUGAGCC
This is a messenger RNA of Arabidopsis arenosa, 2873 nucleotides long. The record is from the annotation of a GenBank genome assembly. NCBI's taxonomy places the organism in Eukaryota, Viridiplantae, Streptophyta, Magnoliopsida, Brassicales, Brassicaceae.